GAGGGCGAGAAGGGGAGGGGACCGUCUUCCUCCCUGCAGGCGGAGGAAAAGUUGCAGGAGCCGGGCAUGUUAAUAAUUAGCCGGAGCGGGGCUCGGGAUGCCGCAGAAAGCUGUUAAAUGUUUAUUGCCCUCCAAGAACGGCAAAUGGCAUCGCCGCAGCCUCGACUGGAUGUCCUGCAACUGAGAAACCCGGGGUUUCGUUUUAGUACUAUGCCUUUGGAGAUGGAGCCCAAAAUGAGCAAGCUGGCCUUCGGGUGUCAGAGAAGCUCCACGUCGGAUGAUGACUCCGGCUGCGCCCUGGAGGAGUACGCCUGGGUCCCCCCAGGCCUCAGACCUGAGCAGAUCCAGCUCUACUUUGCAUGUCUGCCAGAGGAAAAGGUUCCUUAUGUUAACAGCCCUGGAGAGAAACAUCGGAUUAAACAGCUUCUGUACCAGCUGCCACCACAUGAUAACGAGGUGCGGUACUGCCAGUCCUUGAGUGAAGAGGAGAAGAAGGAGCUGCAGGUGUUCAGUGCCCAGCGGAAGAAGGAAGCGCUGGGACGGGGAACGAUCAAGCUUCUGUCCAGGGCAGCGCUGCACGCCGUGUGCGAGCAGUGUGGACUGAAGAUAAACGGAGGGGAGGUGGCGGUGUUCGCCUCCCGGGCCGGCCCUGGCGUGUGCUGGCACCCGUCCUGCUUUGUGUGCUUCACGUGCAACGAGCUGCUGGUCGACCUCAUCUAUUUUUAUCAGGAUGGAAAAAUUCACUGUGGCAGGCACCACGCGGAACUACUCAAGCCCCGGUGCUCCGCAUGCGACGAGAUAAUCUUUGCCGACGAGUGCACAGAAGCGGAGGGUCGCCACUGGCACAUGAAGCACUUCUGCUGCCUGGAGUGCGAGACGGCCCUGGGGGGACAGCGGUACAUCAUGAAGGACGGGCGCCCCUUCUGCUGCGGCUGUUUCGAGUCCCUGUACGCCGAGUACUGUGAGACCUGCGGGGAGCACAUCGGUGUGGACCACGCACAGAUGACCUACGACGGGCAGCACUGGCACGCCACGGAAGCAUGCUUCUCCUGUGCCCAGUGUAAGGCCUCCUUGCUGGGGUGCCCGUUCCUUCCCAAACAAGGUCAGAUCUACUGCUCCAAAACCUGCAGCCUCGGGGAGGACAUCCACGCCUCCGACUCUUCCGACUCUGCCUUCCAGUCCGCGCGCUCCAGAGACUCCAGGAAGAGCGUCCGCAUGGGCAAGAGCAGCAGGUCGGCAGAUCAGUGCCGGCAGUCUCUCCUCCUGUCCCCCGCGCUGAACUACAAGUUUCCCGGCCUCUCGGGCGGUACCAACGACACCCUGUCCCGGAAGCUGGAGGAUCUGAGUCUCUCCCGACAAGGAGCCAGUUUCGCCAGUGAGGAAUUUUGGAAAGGCAGGGUGGAGCACGAAGCCCCCGAGGAGUCUGAAGAGUGGGCUGAGCAUGAAGAUUACAUGACACAGCUCCUGCUCAAGUUCGGCGAUAAAAGCCUCUUUCGGCCGCAGCCUAGCGAGAGGGACCUGAGAGCUAGUGAGCACUGGAUAUCGGAUAACAUGGUGAAGAGCACCCCGGAGUUAAAGCAAAAUCACCAGAGCCUUGCAAGUAAGAAAUACCAAUCUGAUAUGUACUGGGCUCAGUCGCAAGAUGGGCUGGGUGAUUCCGCGUACGGCAGCCACCCAGGGCCCGCGAGCAGUCGGAGGCUGCAGGAGCUGGACCUGGACCAUGGUGCCUCGGGAUACAGUCAUGACCAAGCGCAGUGGUAUGAGGACUCCCUGGAGUGUUUGUCCGACCUGAAGCCAGAACAGAGUGUCCGAGAUUCUAUGGAUUCUCUGGCUUUGUCUAACAUCACAGGGGCUUCCGUAGAUGGGGAAAGCAAGCCCAGACCAUCGUUAUAUUCUCUGCAGAACUUUGAGGAGAUGGAAACAGAAGACUGCGAGAAAAUGAGCAACAUGGGAACCCUGAACUCAUCCAUGCUGCACAGGAGCGCAGAAUCCCUAAAAAGCCUAAGUUCAGAGUUAUGUCCAGAAAAAAUCAUGCCCGAAGAAAAACCAGUACAUCUGCCAGUGCUCAGAAGAUCCAAGUCUCAAUCCAGGCCCCAGCAGGUCAAGUUUUCAGAUGACGUCAUUGACAACGGAAGCUACGACAACAUCGAAAUCCGGCAGCCUCCCAUGAGCGAAAGGACUCGGCGACGGGUCUAUCAUUUUGAAGAGAGGGGCUCUCGGCCUCACCACCAUCGCCGCAGGAGAAGUAGAAAGUCCCGCUCUGACAACGCCCUGAACCUUGUCACAGAACGGAAGUACUCUCCCAAAGACAGACUGAGGCUUUACACCCCCGAUAACUACGAGAAAUUUAUACAGAACAAAAGUGCCCGGGAGAUCCAAGCGUACAUCCAGAACAGUGAUCUCUACGGCCAGUAUGCCCACGCCACGUCCGACUAUGCACUGCAGAACCCCGGGAUGAACAGGUUUCUGGGCCUCUACGGUGAGGAUGAUGACUCCUGGUGUUCCUCCUCCUCCUCCUCCUCCGACUCAGAAGAAGAAGGGUAUUUUCUUGGUCAACCCAUCCCUCAGCCCAGGCCGCAGAGAUUUGCCUACUAUACAGACGACCUUUCUAGUCCGUCUUCUGCACUCCCCACCCCUCAGUUUGGUCAGAGGACAACUAAAUCCAAGAAGAAAAAAGGACACAAAGGCAAAAACUGUAUUAUUUCCUAAGCGAGUAGCUGUGGAGAGCAUUUGUUUAAGCUUAGCCAUUAACCAUCAGAAUAUUCUUUUUCUUCCAUAGGAAAGUUGCUAAGAUAGUUUAAAGUGCUUUCUCUGCCCGCGUAAGUGAGACCCCUACUGCUGUUUACAGUGUCAGAUUACCAUUUGAAAGGUGUGCUUCCUCCGGUUUACCCUCCUUGGGUGGUGCCAGGUUAACGUGACGUCCUGUGCCUGCGGCAGGUGCACUAGUUUCAUCCAGCUGCUCAGUCUCCAAAGAAAUGGACCCGAGGUGAUUGGACGGGGGUGUCCACUUUAGAAGAUGGAGAACUCCAGCCACCUUUGUAACGCAAUAGUGUUUGUCAUUCCGUGAGUCGGGCUGGCGUCGGUCCUGAUCGGUCUGUCUCGUGAGGCAUGCACAUCGUCAUAAUGAGCCAGCUAACACUGUGCAUCCCCUCGUGUGAGGCCAACUCAUCUCCCUCCGGCCCCCAUUAGCCAGGUAAACAUUGUAUUAGCUUCCGCUACAGAUAGGAAAAAAGUUGCUAUUUAUAAUGUAGUAUUUCAUAGACUUAAGUGUAUUCCUAAUUUAACGGUGCAAAUAUUAAUGUACAUACUGUACAGUUCAGAUUUUAAAGCUGAUAUUUUUAUAUCCCUGAAUUGCAAGAUGUUUGUUACACUGCAGUGCUAGACUUGCUAGGGAAGCAGAAACAGCAUUUAUGGAUGAAAUGAUUUGCUUGUGGUUUAGUCAGGGCUUCUAAGUUUAGACAGUCAAAUUUAUAUUGCCUAGUGAUGGAAAGUUAAAAUUUAAAAAAAAAUUCUUUUCAAUAUUAAAGGCUCUGUAUGCAUGGUGGGGCUAUGUAAAUACUCUUAAACUACGGCCCUAUUAAUUUCACGAGUGUUAUUUAUGGGUCAAGCAAUGUUAACUGUAUAAAUGUAAAAACAAAAAAACCCCACAUACCCCUGGAAUAUAUGGUAAAAAUACAUAGCAACUGUCUGGGUGGAUGUGUUUUCUCUCAGCUCUAAAAAAUACGAGGAUCAGCUUGUUGUGGCAGAAGUCUUUUAGAUUUGAAGCAGGGUUAUUCCUUUUCAUCCUUCCCUUUCAGCUAAUCUGUUGGCCUUUAAAAGCAAUUUUCAAAGCUAGGUUCUCUGGUUUUUUUCUUUUCAAAUCUUUUAAAUUAGUGGAUGCUGUGCCACUAUUUCAAGUUCCUCUGAGGGUCUAGUUCAAGGUAAAAUUAUGUUGAACUAAUGAGCAGGUAUUUUGAUAUGUGCCAUUCUUGCAUAUGUCUCAGUCCUAACUAAAGAUCCUGGUGGCAUCUGGGGCCUUUUAGGGAGGUAUUUAAUAAACGCUUAAUAAAUAACAAA
Messenger RNA from Chinchilla lanigera (long-tailed chinchilla), 4056 nucleotides. RefSeq names its product prickle homolog 1 (gene Prickle1). The coding region runs from base 118 to 2709 and encodes 863 amino acids. Lineage: Eukaryota; Metazoa; Chordata; Mammalia; Rodentia; Chinchillidae. The transcript is spliced from 8 exons. The record is from RefSeq and is a predicted model, not a curated record. Gene Ontology annotation, molecular function: zinc ion binding.